UCUCAGCGCCGAGCGUAAAUGCGCGUGCCAAACUACGGAAUGGUACAUUUACUUCUGCGACGAAACUGGAUCGGCUCGAUUCGUAUAGCGCUGACUCUCUUCGGACUCCCGUUUACCGUCUGCAGCUCCGGAGUCAGGCCCGCAAUCUCCUGCGCACCUUCCCAUCCUUUCAGAUUUACUAAAGCCAUCAGCCCCACCAGUACCAGUUGCUGCAAACUUUACACAACCAGUGUCAGGACGAUGCCAUCCGCAGCAGCACUUCACGUGAAGUCCAGGUCGGCACAGUAUCCAGGAUCCAAAAUCAAGCGCUUCUCGGUGCCCGAUGACAAGGUGGACUGGAGUCAGAAGUGGCCGCAGUAUAAUCCGGUCAACUAUACUGAUCCUGCAGUUUUAAAGAAGCCAGUAUGGGCAGAUCCCGAGAUUGGGGACUUUUGCUUGUUUUUCAGCGUUUUUGCUCCGAAGUUCAACACUGUGGAUGGCGCCGUGGACAGGACAGGCUUUGAGGGCACCUACAAAAUUGAAAAUGGAAAGCCACUAAAUCCUCAUGGACGCACAGGGGUGACAGGGAGAGGUUUGCUUGGACGAUGGGGACCCAAUCACGCAGCAGAUCCUAUUGUCACGAGAUGGAAAGUUGAUGCCAAAGGAGCAAAGAUACUUCACUCUGUCUCCAAACGGCCUAUUCUGCAGUUUGUGGCCAUCAAGAGGAAAGACUGUGGGGAGUGGGCCAUUCCUGGGGGGAUGGUAGAUCCAGGGGAGCAGGUUUCUCUCACGCUGCAGCGAGAGUUCUCAGAAGAAGCAUUGAACUCGCUUUCAGUCCCGCCAGCAGAGAGAGCAAAAAUUCACGAGCGCAUCAACAAACUCUUUAAAUCACCAGGAUUUCAGGUCUAUAAAGGCUAUGUCGAUGAUCCUAGAAACACUGACAAUGCUUGGAUGGAGACAGUUGCUGUCAACUUUCAUGAUGAAUCAGGCAACAGUGUGAGUGAGCUGCGGCUGCAAGCUGGUGAUGACGCAGGACAAGUUAAAUGGGUUGAUGUUGACUCGUCUUGUGCCCUCUAUGCGAGUCACUCCCAUUUCCUGGAGCUGGCUGCCAAAGAGAGGAAAGCCCACUGGUAACCAAGGACAAAAGACUGUUCUGAUAUAACAUUGAAGGAAAUAUUUAGAGCUUUAUUGCGGUUUCUGUUCUGCGUGCUCGUCACUUCAUGAAGCAUGAUGCCUUAUGUGAAUGUCCUAUCACUAUGUUCAUCACAGUCAAAAUAAUUAGAAACAUAAUAUGCAUCUCAUUAGUUUAAUGCUCAUGUAUACACUGAAACAGCCACAACAUUAAAACCACCUGCCUGAUAUUGUGUGGGUCUCCCUCAUGCCUCCAAAAUCUCUCUGACCCAGCAUGGAUUCUCUAAGAGCACUGAAGGUGUCCUGUGGCAUCAGGCACCAAGGAGUUAGCAGCAGAUCCUUUAAGUCUUGGAAGCUGUGAGGUUGAGCCUCCAUGGAUUGUUUUCCUGCACAUUCCACAGAUGAUCUGAUUCUGGAUAAUUUGGAGGCCAAGUAAACACCUUGAGCUCUCAUUUUAAAACAAUUCCUGAACAAUUUUGAGGCAGAGUGGAUUAUCCUGCUGAAAGAGGCCAUUGCCGUUAGGGUAUACUGUUGACAUAGGGGGGGCUAUGUGAUCUGCUGCCAUGUUUAGGAGGGUGGUACAUCUCAAAGUAACAUCCACAUGAUUGUCAGGAUGCAAGGUUUCCCAGCAGAACAUUACUCAGAGCAUCACACUGCCUUCACCAACUUGCCUUCCUCCCAUCGUGCAUCCUCCUGCCAUCUCUUCCCAAAACAACACACACAUUCCGACUUUCCACUGGAUUCAUCAGACCAAGAAGCUUUCUUUCGUUGCUCCAUCACCUAGUUCUGAUGUCACAUAGUCUGCGGCUACAUAGCGCCAUACACAGCAAGCUGCAAUGCAUCAUGUGUUCUGACACCUUUCUAUCAUAGCCAGCAUUAAGGUUUUCUGUUAUUUCUGCGUGAUGGGACCACAUGGCCGAGCCUUUGACCCCCACACUCCUCAGUGAGCCUUGGGCACCCACAAACCACAGGACCUUCUGUGUUGGAGAUGCUCUGACCCAGUAUUAUUGACAUCAUAAUGUAGCCCUUGUCAAAAUUGCUCAGAACCUUAUGCUUCCCAUUGUUCCUAUUUGCUUUCUGCUUAGUAUGCUUGACAGCUGACACUGUAAAAAGAUAACCAAUGUUAUUCACUUUACCUUUCAGUGGUUUUAAUGUUGUGGCUGAUCCAUGUACUGUAUUUCCACUAUAUAGUCUGCAGCAACAUUGAAGAACUUGUGAAAUGAGUGAAACUAUCAGGCUGAAAGCAUAUCGGCUGUUUUUCCAACAGUCUUAGAACUGCUAUUUGGGGGGAAAAAGCAUGAAAAAAAAGAAGAGAAGAACUGUACAGUUUCAUUAAAAAGCUUUUGACUCACUGCUUGCAAGGAGCUUAAGACAAGUCUGCCAGGACAAGUGUGGUCACAUUGCAUCCAUUUGCGCAUAUUAGAGUAAUGUAUUCAAUGUUAACAAGGAUCACAUUAACCUACCAUGAUCAUGCAAGAGCAAACACAAUGAGCUGCCGAACAUAGCACAUACUUUAUUCAUUUAGGUGUGAUAAGGAGGCAAAGUGGAGUGUGACUUGGAUCUUUACAUGUGAAAAGAGUAUGAUGAUGUGCAUCGAAGCUGAGCACAGACCGAACCGAAAACUAGCAGACAAGCAUGUUUUCGAGCGGUAACAGACGGUGGAUGCAAAAGGACAUUUCACACUCGACAGCCUGCCUUUCCAAAUGUUCACAUCAGUAGGUGUCAUCUCACUGCAGGGGAUAUUUAUCAAUGAGGCAGCGAUGAAAGGGCUUAUAUCUGUUAGGAUUCCUGAUAAAAACAUUAACACAUAGAAGCCUCUGUCAUCUGAAGGUAGUCAACAACACACGACCAAUCUUAAAGUAGUUAAAUAAAAGGAAUAAUUGCUGCAUGAUUUGCAAAAUAGCAUGUUUGUCUUCAGGCUGAUUGUACAAAUCUAAUAAGAUGUGAUAUAAAUUCUGAUUAGUGUGAACUUCCACAAGGCACUUAUGGAAAAAAGAGAGAAGAAUGUGGCUGUAAUUGGGUUUAUCAAGAAGGAAACUCUUACAAAAACAAAAAAAAAACUUUCAUUAAAUUAAACCCACAACACUUCUAGGAGGCGCCACAAAGCCUGUAAGCCCCACCGAUUUGCUCUCAUUGCUGGUCAGGCCACAACAUUUGCCUCUUUGACAUGUAGUAAACUGUUCUAAGGUGUGAUCCCAGCAGCAGCGUGUGCGUAAGUUCUAUUGUUCAAAGCUCACUAUAAUAGAUCCAUUAUAUAACCUAAUCUCAUAAUUCUUCACACCCAUCUAGGAGCUCAUUCAGCUCUAGUAAGUUUCCCAGUGCAGCCAGGCUACUUUCCUUCACUGCUGGAGCAUUUACAGUAGGAGCACUAAUAGCAUUUGUUGUUGUGGGAAGGGAGAGUAUUUCCCAUCCAGAUUUCCCCAGAUGUACCACUUAAAUUGGCAACCUUCCAGUGACAAAAUCCUCCAACCUUUGGCUCUAAAGCUCUGGUUUUAUUACAUUUUUUUUCCUGCCUAAAGUGGUUUCAGGCUUGUGGUUAGUAAAAGGCAAAAGUAAAUAACUGGUAGGUUGACAGAGCUUUUUCACUGAAAUGCUGCACAGCCAAAUGCUGAAUCAUUGUAGUUACUUUAAUUAGCAAUAAUGAUUUACUAAUCAAAUUUAAUUUUCUGUAUGUAAGCUAACAUGUGAAAUUGAAGCCAAAGGUGUUUGUUUACGAACCCUGCAUUAAUUUUGUUUUUGUCUGAUAACGUGCUUCCUUCUGGAUUACUUGAAACUGUAAAUCAUUGUGAAGGCUUGAGUUGAUAUAAGCGGUUUUCCUCAUAAAAGUUGCAUCAUUA
Messenger RNA from Stegastes partitus (bicolor damselfish), 3947 nucleotides. RefSeq names its product nudix (nucleoside diphosphate linked moiety X)-type motif 9 (gene nudt9). Bases 19 to 1113 code for a protein of 364 amino acids. The transcript has 9 exons. NCBI's taxonomy places the organism in Eukaryota, Metazoa, Chordata, Actinopteri, Pomacentridae. The record is from RefSeq and is a predicted model, not a curated record. Gene Ontology annotation, molecular function: ADP-ribose diphosphatase activity.